GGCUCUAGCUGACAUGAACAAUGAUGGGAGGAUGGAUCAGUUGGAGUUUUCAAUAGCUAUGAAACUUAUCAAAUUAAAACUACAAGGUUAUCAGCUCCCAUCUGCACUGCCUCCUGUCAUGAAGCAGCCACCUAUUGCUCUGCCUAGUGCACCAGGAUUUGGUAUUGGGGGCAUUGCCAGCAUGCCAUCUCUUACAACUGUUGCCCCAGUGCCAAUGGCAUCUAUUCCAGUAGUAGGAAUGUCUCCACCAUUAGUAUCUUCUGUUCCUGCAGCAGCAGUACCUCCCCUGGCUAAUGGAGCUCCUGCUGUUAUACAGCCUCUGCCUGCUUUUGCUCAUCCUGCCACAUUGCCAAAGAGUUCUUCCUUUAGUAGAUCUGGUCCAGGAUCGCAGCUAAAUGCAAAACUGCAAAAGGCACAAUCGUUUGAUGUAGCUAGUGUGCCUCCUGUGGCAGAAUGGGCUGUACCUCAGUCAUCAAGACUGAAGUACAGACAGCUGUUCAAUAGCCAUGAUAAAACAAUGAGUGGACACUUAACAGGUCCACAAGCAAGAACUAUUCUUAUGCAGUCGAGUUUACCCCAGGCUCAGCUGGCUACAAUAUGGACUCUUUCAGAUAUCGAUCAGGAUGGAAAACUUACAGCUGAAGAGUUUAUUCUGGCUAUGCACUUAAUUGAUGUAGCCAUGUCUGGUCAGCCAUUGCCACCUGUACUGCCUCCAGAGUAUAUUCCACCUUCAUUUAGAAGAGUACGCUCUGGUAGUGGCAUAUCUGCUGUAAGUUCAGUAUCUGCAGACCAAAGGUUACCAGAAGAACCAGCAUUAGAAGAAGAACAGCAGCAACUGGAAAAGAAAUUACCAGUUCCUAAGGACCUUCUGUCUCUUUCCAUACCAGUUACAUUUGAAGAUAAAAAGCGUGAGAACUUUGAACGUGGCAAUCUAGAACUUGAAAAACGGAGGCAGGCUCUCCUGGAACAACAACGCAAAGAACAAGAGCGUCUAGCACAGCUGGAACGGGCAGAACAGGAAAGGAAAGAACGUGAACGGCAGGAGCAAGAACGUAAAAGACAAUUGGAGCUAGAGAAGCAGUUGGAAAAACAACGGGAAUUGGAACGACAGAGAGAAGAGGAAAGGAGGAAAGAAAUAGAAAGAAGAGAGGCUGCAAAACGGGAACUUGAGAGGCAACGGCAACUUGAGUGGGAGCGUAAUCGUCGGCAAGAACUACUAAAUCAAAGAAACAAAGAACAAGAGGACAUAGUUGUUCUGAAGGCAAAGAAGAAGACCUUAGAAUUUGAGCUGGAAGCUCUGAAUGAUAAAAAGAAUCAGUUGGAGGGAAAGCUUCAGGAUAUCAGAUGUCGGCUGUCUACCCAAAGACAAGAGAUUGAAAGUACAAAUAAAUCUAGAGAACUGAGAAUUGCAGAAAUUACCCAUUUGCAACAGCAGCUACAGGAAUCUCAGCAGAUGCUUGGAAGGUUGAUUCCAGAAAAGCAAUUACUUAAUGACCAACUAAAGCAAGUUCAACAGAACAGUUUGCACAGAGAUUCUCUUCUUACUAUCAAAAGAGCCUUGGAAGCUAAGGAACUAGCACGUCAACAGCUUCGAGACCAGCUGGAUGAAGUAGAAAAAGAAACCAGAUCUAAACUUCAGGAAAUAGAUAUUUUCAAUAAUCAGCUGAAGGAGCUGAGAGAAAUACAUAACAAACAGCAACUACAGAAGCAGAAGAACUUGGAAGCUGAGAAGUUGAAACAGAAGGAACAAGAAAGGAAGACAGAACUGGAAAAGCAAAAAGAAGCUCAAAGGCGAAUCCAGGAACGGGAUAAACAGCAGCUUGAUCGAGUGCAACCAGAAGAACUUCAGUGGCCAAAAAAAAUUCAAGAAGAUGACAAGCAAAAAAGGGAAGAAAUAACGAAGAAGAAGGAAAAUGAGGAUAAGGGGAAGCAGGAAAUGCAAGAUAAACUGAGUAAGCUUUUCCAGACACAUCAAGAGCCAAUCAAGCCAGCUGUCCAGGCUCCUUGGUCAAACACAGAAAAAGCUCCUCUAACCAUUUCUGCUCAGGAGGAUGUAAAAAUAGUGUAUUAUAGAGCACUGUAUCCUUUUGAAUCAAGAAGCCAUGAUGAAAUCACUAUUCAGCCUGGCGACAUAGUCAUGGUGGAUGAAAGCCAGACUGGAGAACCGGGGUGGCUUGGUGGAGAAUUGAAGGGGAAAACUGGAUGGUUCCCUGCAAACUAUGCGGAGAAAAUACCUGAAAAUGAAGUUCCAGCUUCUGUAAAGCCAGCAGUUGAGGCGGCUGCUGCACCUAAAGUUUCCGUGCAUGAAACCACUACAUUGCCAGGAACUGCUGCUUCUACAGAGAGUACUACAACUGCCAAUAACUGGGCAGACUUCAGUUCAACAUGGCCAACAAACGCUAGUGAGAAACUGGAGACUGAUAACUGGGAUGCCUGGGCAGCUCAGCCAUCUUUGACUGUUCCCAGUGCAGGGCAGCUGCGGCAGCGAUCAGCCUUCACUCCUGCUGCUGUUACAGGAUCAUCUCCCUCCCCUGUCUUGGGUCAGGGUGAAAAAGUGGAGGGGCUACAAGCACAGGCUUUGUAUCCUUGGAGAGCGAAAAAAGACAACCACCUUAAUUUCAACAAAAAUGAUAUCAUCACAGUUUUGGAGCAGCAAGAUAUGUGGUGGUUUGGAGAGGUUCAAGGACAAAAGGGGUGGUUUCCUAAAUCGUAUGUGAAGCUUAUUUCAGGCCCCAUUAGGAAGUCAACGAGCAUGGAUUCUGGUUCCUCGGAAAGUCCUGCUAGUCUUAAAAGAGUAGCAUCACCAGCAACAAAAGCAACUAUGUCAGGUGAAGAAUAUAUUGCUAUGUAUACUUAUGAGAGUUCUGAACAAGGAGACCUAACUUUUCAGCAAGGUGAUAUGAUUCUUGUGACAAAGAAAGAUGGCGACUGGUGGACAGGAACACUGGGUGAUAAAUCAGGAGUUUUCCCAUCUAAUUAUGUGAGACUCAAAGAUUCUGAGGCUCCUGGAGCAGCUGGAAAAACGGGAAGCUUAGGGAAGAAACCUGAAAUUGCCCAAGUUAUUGCCUCUUACACAGCAACGGGUCCAGAACAGCUUACUCUUGCUCCUGGUCAGUUGAUUCUUAUCAGAAAGAAGAAUCCAGGUGGCUGGUGGGAAGGAGAGCUCCAAGCACGAGGGAAAAAGCGGCAAAUAGGAUGGUUCCCUGCUAAUUAUGUAAAACUUUUGAGCCCUGGUACCAGUAAAACUACACCAACCGAGCUACCUAAAUCAACAGCGUUACCUUCAGUGUGCCAAGUAAUUGGCAUGUAUGACUACACUGCACAGAAUGACGAUGAGCUAGCAUUCAAUAAAGGCCAGAUUAUAAACGUCCUUAACAAGGAAGACCCAGACUGGUGGAAAGGGGAGGUGAAUGGACAAGUGGGUCUCUUUCCAUCCAACUAUGUGAAGCUAACAACAGACAUGGACCCAAGCCAGCAAUGAAUCAUAUGUUGUCCAUCCCCCACUCAGGCUUGAAAGUCCUCAAAGAGACCCACUAUCCCAUAUCACUGCCCAGAGGGAUGAUGGGAGAUGCAGCCUUGAUCAUGUGGCUUCCAGCAUGAUCAUCUACUGCCUUCUGAGUAGAAGAACACACUGCAGAGCAGUUUACCUCAUUUUACAUUAGUUGCAUGUAAUCGCAAUGUUUGAGUUAAUUACCUACAGAUAUAGACGCAAAAUUAAAAUGAAACAAAAAAACACAAAAAAAUCAGAGGAUAGUGGGUCCUUUUGUGGCUUUCACAUAGUUACCAGACUAAUUUUUUCCACCUUUGCACAGGUGCUUUCGGUAGUUUUAAAAUUAUUGUUAAAUAUAUAUUUUAGCCUUUUAAAAGAAAACGAUAAAUUAAAUUUCUUCAUUGCAAUUUUGUUUGUGCAAAAAGACCCACUAUCAAGGAAUGCUGCAUGUGCUAUUAAAAUUGUUCCAAAUGUCCAUAAAUUUGAGACUUUGUGUAUGUUUCUUUUUUAUUGUUCACUUGUCCAGUGUUGUCAAUAAGUC
Pterocles gutturalis (yellow-throated sandgrouse) is the source of this 4031-nucleotide messenger RNA. RefSeq names its product intersectin-1. Lineage: Eukaryota; Metazoa; Chordata; Aves; Pterocliformes; Pteroclidae. Gene Ontology annotation, cellular component: presynaptic membrane; cytoplasm; intracellular vesicle. The record is from RefSeq and is a predicted model, not a curated record. Gene Ontology annotation, biological process: endosomal transport; clathrin-dependent synaptic vesicle endocytosis. Gene Ontology annotation, molecular function: calcium ion binding; molecular adaptor activity; protein binding. The annotation marks the transcript as partial. The transcript has 26 exons.